AUGAUCCGGCGCGUCCUCGCCACCCCUCCCAUCCUCAAACUCCCAAUGACAACAUCACCACCACGCCCAAAAUCCGAAUCCCCUAAACCCCUCUUCAGCGGCAACGUCCCAGCCAUCCAAACCUUCACCGAAGACAUCGGCACCCCAACAGUCCACAGCCGCAUCCUGCCCGCCGUAAAACACGACCACCGCGAACUAGAAUCCCACAGCCACAAAAUCCUCUCCUCAACAAACCCAGACCAACAAACCCGCUUCCAAAACCAAUUCGUCUGGGAACUAGCCCGUCAUCUAAUCGGCGAGGAACUCGUCGUUUAUCCAGCUAUCAUAAACACCCUCCCAGACGGACAGGGGAUAGCAGAUAAAAACAGACUCGAGCAUCGCGGUGUGAAACAUCAGUUGAAAACCUUCCAGGAACUAUCAUCUACGGAUACCAGAUUCGUGCCGACGUUGAAAGGUCUCAUGCGCGAUUUCGGUAUUCAUGCUAGACACGAGGAAGAAGUGGAUUUACCCAGGUUGGAGGAAUUGCUAUCUAAAGAUGAAAGUGUGGAGUUGACCAAGUCCCUCGACCGAGUUAAGAUCUUUGUUCCAUCUAGAGCGCAUCCGCUUGCGCCGACGGAGCCGUUCUUCGAAAGUGCUGUUGGGCUUUUGAUGGCGCCUAUUGAUAUGUUGGCGGAUUUGUUUCGGAAGUGGCCUGAUGGGAAGGAGAAGAAGUAG
Messenger RNA from Penicillium griseofulvum, 714 nucleotides. Its product is annotated as HHE domain protein. The coding region runs from base 1 to 714 and encodes 237 amino acids. Lineage: Eukaryota; Fungi; Ascomycota; Eurotiomycetes; Eurotiales; Aspergillaceae. The record is from RefSeq and is a predicted model, not a curated record. The transcript has a single exon.